Molecule: messenger RNA, 528 nt
Organism: Phytophthora sojae
Lineage: Eukaryota; Oomycota; Peronosporomycetes; Peronosporales; Peronosporaceae
Exons: 2
Source: RefSeq, a predicted model, not a curated record
CUCACCGAAGCUCUAUCCGUGCUUUACACGUUUGCAAAAGAGUUUUUCAACGAGGAGACAAGAGACGUCUUCGCGGCCGCUGAAGAUUUCGGGGAACAACUGGAGGAUUUUGCCCCGUGGAGCUCGUCCGAAGUCCACAUUCUCGCGUUCUGGUUCUCCAACAUCAUCGGAGCAUAUCGCCUUGCGGUUGCCUCACGUGCACGCGCGAACCAAGCGUCCGGGACAAAUGGUCCAUCACCUACCCGGGACAGCACCCGAGCGGUUCACAAAGGAGGAAACGACGCUGUGGCUCGGCAAGGAGUUAAGCGUAGGGACCGUAAGGUACUUCAGGAAAUCUCGGCCCAAGUUCCAAAGAAAGACGGACGCCAGCUCUGCCUCCGGUAUGCUUCUGUACAAGGGUGUUCGUCCAAGAGCAAGGACCGGUGCCUGCAGAGCUUUUUAGCACACUUUGAGCCGGCCGAACUACCAGAAGCCGUAGCGGCGUACAUACGGGACACCUACGGCGGCGUUCGGACCUUCGCGAAGCAG